UCCCUCAAGGGGCGUGGUUUAUUUCCAGGGACGAUUUUUACAGGGGCGGGGCUUUACCUCAAGGGGCGGGAUUUAGGAAGGGGCGUGUCACUUUAGGGGCGGGCUCCCCUAUACCGGAUUGCCCUCAGGAUCGGCGAUUGCCUCCAAGGGGCGUGGUUUCAGCAAUGACAUCUGCAGCUCUCGGGGCGUGGCGGAAGCUGCUGAUUGGCGGCUGCGCAGGGUCACAGGUGGCACAGCGGCGGGAUCGAGGCGGCACCAUGAAGCGCCGGUACCCCGAACCCGAGCCCGAGGACUGGGCCCAGCACCAGGCCCAGCUCCCGGGCCCUCCUAGGCGCAGGCGGACCGACUCCGGGCUCACGUCCGGGGAGAGCAGUGGCGGGGAGCGGGCCGCCGUGACAGGCAGCAGUGAUGAGGACACUGACGGCGAGGGGCCGCGGAUGGGGUUCGGGGUCCCUGGGCUGCCGGAGGCGGCAGGUUCAGAGGUCCCACAGUCCGACCCCCUCUCCAGCAAGUACUCCAUGUACAACAGUGUCUCCCAGAAGCUCAUGAUGAAGAUGGGCUACCGUGAGGGCGAAGGUCUGGGCAAGUUUGGCCAGGGCCGGAAAGAGAUAGUGGAGGCGUCGCUGCAGCGUGGGCGCCGCGGGCUGGGACUCAAGGUGAAGGGCUUCGACGGAGACCUCAACAUCAACUGGCAAGAGGAGACUGAGCCCAGUGCUUACGAGCGGGUGGAGUGGUUUCCAGAAUGUUCCCUGAAGAUCCCACAUGCGUCGGAGCUGCGUGAGUGGAUGUGCAUUGGACAGCGGAAGAUGGAGAUUGAGGACGAGACGGAGUUCUGUGACGGAGACCUGCUGAGGGAUGUCCUCAGGUGUAAGAGCGUGUUCGAUGAGCUGGAAGGGGAGGAGAUGCGUCGAGCUCGCACACGGUCGAAUCCCUUCGAGACCAUCCGCGGGGUCUUCUUCCUGAACAGGGCAGCGAUGAAGAUGGCCAACAUGGACCAUGUGUUUGAUUAUAUGUUCACCAACCCACGGGACAGCUGUGGUCACCCGUUGGUCCGGGACAAAGACGGGGAGUUGCUGUACUUUGCUGAUGUCUGCGCGGGUCCUGGCGGGUUCUCGGAGUACGUGCUCUGGAGGAAGCGCUGGCACGCUAAGGGCUUCGGCCUCACCCUGCGAGGCCCCAACGACUUCAAGCUCGAGGACUUCUUCGCAGCCUCCAGCGAGUUCUUCGAGCCCUACUACGGUGAGGGGGGUGUGGACGGGGACGGAGACAUCACCCGACCGGAGAACAUCACUGAGUUCCGCCGCUUCGUGUUGGAGAACACCGACCGCAGGGGAGUCCACUUCCUCAUGGCCGACGGGGGAUUCUCGGUGGAGGGACAAGAAAACCUGCAGGAAAUCCUCAGCAAGCAGCUGCUUCUCUGCCAGGUGCUGGUGGGGCUCAGCGUCAUCCGCACAGGCGGACACUUUGUGUGCAAGACCUUUGACCUGUUCACACAGUUCAGCGCUGGGCUCAUCUACCUCCUCUUCCUCUGCUUCGAGAGGGUGUCACUGUUCAAACCCAUCACUAGCCGUCCGGCCAACUCUGAGCGGUACGUCGUGUGCCGAUCUCUGCGGGAGGGUACAGACGCGGUGCGUGAGUACCUCUUCACUGUCAACGUGAAGCUGAACCAGUUGCGGGGCUCAGACCAGGACGUCACCUCCCUCGUGCCUCUCACUGUCCUCAAAGCCCACCAGCCCUUCUCCCAGUACCUGUGCACCUCCAACCAGAGCCACGCUGUGCUCCAGGUCAAGGCUUUGGCUAAAAUUCAUGCCUUCAUUCGUGAUCCAAACUUGAACGAGCUGCGACAAGCCGACCUGCGGAAGGAGUGCCUGACCCUGUGGGGGAUCCCGGACAAGGCCCGAGUGGCUCCGAGCUCAACAGACCCUCGCACCAGGUUCCUGCAGCUCAUCCAGGGUAGUGAGGUGGACACCUUUGGUCACCGAGCAACACCACUGACAACUGAGACCAUCCACCGGAUCAGCCACCUCCUUAACUACCGCUGCCUGGUCGCUGGGGGCGAGCAGUACUUCCUGCUGGGAGCGGGGAAGUCCCAGAUCUACCUGUGGGAUGGGGAGAAGCCGAUGCGGUGGAGGAAGCUGGAGAAUUUCCGGACGGAGCUGCCGAGGGAGACGGUGCUCUUGGUGGAGAUCAUCCAGGAGCUGAAGGGGGAGGGCAAGGCCCAGCGCCGCACCAGCUCCAUCCACAUCUUGGACGCCCUGAUCCUCAAUGGCACCGACAUCCGCGAGCAGCACUUCAACCAGAGGAUCCAGAUGGCAGAGAAGUUUGUGCGGGCUGUGUCCAAACCCAGCCGACCCGACAUGAACCCCAUCCGCGUGAAGGAGGUGUACAGGCUGGAGGACGUGGAGAGAAUAUUUGUCAGGCUGGAGAUGAAGGUGACAAAAGGAUCAGGCGGUGUACCCCGACUCUCCUACACUGGCCGUGAUGAUCGACACUUCCUGCCCACCGGCCUGCACGUGGUGAAGACUGUCAAUGACCCCUGGACAAUGGCAUACAGCCGGAGCACAGGCCGGAAGUAUUUCUACAACACUAGGACGCAGGAGGCCAGCUACCAAAUGCCGCCUGACUCAGUCGCCCCCUUCACUGUGUGCCACCAACAGCGGCUAUUCUGGACAUGGGCUGAGGGUGUACGGGUCCAUGACUGUCAGACACAGCAGGACCCCAACAAACUCUCCAAAGACGACAUCCUCGCCUUCAUUCAGGAGCACCACCCCAUUUAGGGGGAAAGCUGUCAUCUGCUCCAACCUGGACUGCACCCUGACCCGGAAUGGAUCUUGACCUGGACCAGACAGGCAUCUGCUCCAACCUGGACUGCAUCCUGACCCGGAUUGGAUCCUGACCUGGACCAGACAGGCAUCUGCUCCAACCUGGACUGCAUCCUGACCCGGAUUGGCUCCUGACCUGGACUAGACCAGCGGCUACCCGAACCUGGAGCAGACCAGAUCCUGACCUAGACUGGACCGUCGAUUGCUGGACUACAUUCUGAUCCGGAAUUAAUCAAACUGGCGUCUGGCCCAACCCAGAACGGAUCUUGACCUGCACUUGACUGGCGUCUACCCCAACCUGGAAUGGACUAGCAUCCGAUCUGACCUGGACCAGACCGACAUCUGCCCCAACCCCAACACAAAUCCGAUCUGGACUGGAUUGGACUGCAUCUGCCCCCAACCCAGAACCAUAUUGGACCCCCAUCACCCAGUUUCACACCUGAUCAAUGUCUGGAACUGUAUCUGACCCUGCCCUGGACACAAUCCCAAUAUGCAUUUGUUCCGGACUGGCAUCUGCCCUAAACUUAAUCAGCAUCGGAACUGGACCCGGACUGGAUCUCCAUCUGUUCCAGACCAGACCCCAAUUGGAGUAGCGCCUGCCUCAUCCUGAGAUCUGAGCCGCAGGGCCCGGACCGGAGUUCCUGACCCUGGGAUCCUCUUUGUGAAACUUUUAUCAGGCUGGGCUUCCAGAGCUCGGCUGACCCCUGGUCCCCCAAUUCUGCCCCCAGAUCUCCAACCCCACCCAUGUGAAGUCCCCCCACCCCACUGAGUGUACAUUGUUGAAUUUUGUAUGAAGAGAAUAAAUUUAAGUUUCUCAAAUCGUCGCCUUUGUGAACUCGGAAGUGCUGCCUCUGACCUCUUGAUCCCCGACCCUGGAGCACUGACCCCCUGUUGGCUCCCCUGCCAUCUGGGGAUUGUUCUAGGAGCCUGAGUGUGGGGUUAGGUGGCAGAGGAGUUGCAGGGGUGGGGGCACGUAUGUGUUUGCUUCAGUUCAGAGUCCGCCUGCUCCAUGCAAACUUAGCGGCCCAACCUUGCCCUGUUAGCUCACAUUAGGCCCAUAUCCCUCGACACCUUUCCUGUCCAAGUGCCUUUUUUAAAUGGUGAUUGCACCCACCACCCACUGGUGACAAGCUCAUCCCUCAGACCUCCUUCUCUAAUUAGCCUGUAUCCUCUCAUUCUGGAACCUUCCGGCGUGGGAUUCUAUGCUCUAAUCGUGAACUCUGAAUUAUGUGCCCUGACAAAGAUCUUUGUAACUUCUGUAGCCACAGGCAAGGUCACAGAGGACUGGAGUAUAGCCAGUAUUCUUAGAGGAACAAGACAAGCCAUGGAACUAUAGGCCAGUGAGCCUUUCAUCACAGAUAGGGAAUUUCUUGGCAAAGAUUUGUAGGGCCAGGAUUUACUUGCAUCUGGAAAAGCAGAGGUUUAUCAGGGGUAGUCAGUGUGGCUUUGUGCAGGUAAGGUCACAUCUUACAAGCUUGGUUGAGUUUCUGAGGUAGUGACAUAGGUGAUUGAUGAGGGUGUGGUAAUGAAUGUAGUCUACAUAGUGAGGCAUUUGACAAGACCCUUUGUGGUAGACUAGUCCAGAAGAUGUAAGGUACACUGACAGGGAUGGGGCAGGGGGUCUGUAUCCAGUGAUGUUCCAUAAUAUUAGUGCUGGAACUCUGUUGUAUGUGAUACACAGAAAACGUUUGGAUGAAAAUGUAGGCAGUUUGAUGAGUAAGUUUGUGGAUGAUGCAAAAAUUGAUAGAGUUGUGGAUAAUGAGAGAGGUAGUCAAAGGGUAUAGAUCAGUUGCAGAUAUGGGCGGUGAAGUGGCAGAUCAAAAUCCAAAUUAAAUUUAUUAUUAAAGUUCACAUACGUCACAAUGUACAACCCUGAGAUUAAUUUGUUUGGGGGCAAUCACAGUAAAUACAAAAACCAUAAUACAAUCAAUGAAAGACUGCUGAACAGCACCAUGGAAGCAUAGUGGUUAGCAUAACACUGUCUCAGGGUGUCAGAAUUCAGAGUUCAGUCCUGACGUCCUCUGCAAGUCCUUCCCAUGGAAUGAGUGGGUUCUGGGUGCUCCAGUUUCCUCCCACAGUAGGUUAAUCGAUCAUUGUAAAUUGUCCCGAGAUUAGAUUAGGAGGAAUAUUGGGAGUUCCUGAUGGCAUAGCUAAAUCUUAAAAAAUGAAUAGGAUGGACAAACAACUAAUGUGCAAAAAACAUCAAACACUGUGUAUGCAAUGAGAAAGAAUAAUAAAUCAGUAGUGGAUAUCAAUGGAGUUUAAUUUGGAUAUAGACCAUAAGACAAAGUAGCAGAAUUAGGCUCCACAAUUCCAUCAUGGCUGAUUUAUUAAGCCUCUCAAUCCCAAUCUCCUGACUUCCCAUAACCUGUGACACCCUAUCAAGCUCCACUUGAAUAUACAAUCACUUGGCCUCCACAGCCAUCUGUGGCAAUGAGUUCCACAGACUUACCACCAUCUGGCUAAAGAAAUUCUUCCUCAUCUGUUCCAAACGGACACUCUCUGUUCUGAGUCUGUGCCCUCUGAUCCUAUACUCCAUCACCAUAGGAGGCAUCCUCCCCACAUCCGUGCUAUCCAAGCCUUUCAAUAUUCAAUGGGUUUCAAUUAGCUCUCUCCUCAUUCUUCUAAACUCUGGACAAUAUAGUCAUAGUCAUAGUAGUCAUACUUUAUUGGUCCCGGGGGAAAUUUGGUUUUCGUUACAGUUGCACCAUAAAUAAUAAAUAGUAAUAAAACUAAAUAUAGCUUAGAGCCAUCAAACGCUCCUCAUACGUUAAUUCUUUCAUUACUAAAAUCAUUCUCAUGAACCUCUUCUGGACCCUCUCCAUUGUUUUAGAUAAGGGGCAAAAACUGCUCACAAUACUGUGAGGCGUAACCAAUGCCUUAUUAAGCUUCAGUGCUACACCCUUGCUCUCAUAUUCUGGUCCUCAAAUUGAAGGCAAAGAUUCCACUUGCUGCCUUCGCCACUGACCCAACCUACAAGUUCCCACUCUUUGCCUCCUCUCAGUUAGCCAAUCCUCUAUCCACGCUAAUAUCUUUCCUGCAAUACCAUGGGCUCUUAUGUUAAGGAGCUUCAUGUGCAGCACCUUCUGAAAAUCCAAAUAAAUUACAUAGCUGACUCCUUCGUCUAUCCUGCCUGUUAUUUCCUCAAAGAAUUCCAACAAAUCUGGCAGGCAAGAGUUCCCCUGAAGGAAACCAUGCUAGCUUUGGCCUACUUUAUCAGGUGCAGAUAUAGCAUAUGGAGAAGUGUGAGGUGUUGCACCUUGGAAGGACAAGUGCAAGAUGUAUACAGUGGCUGGCAGGAUCUCUAGGAAUGUUGACGUACAGAUGGAUUUUGGCUCCCUGAAAGUGGCAACACAAGUAGGAUCUGUUCUUCUAUGUAUCUUAUAAACCAGAAUCAGAACGAUAUUUAUUAUCACUCGUUUUGUCAUGAAAGUAGUUUUAUGACAGCAGUAUAGUGCAAAGAUGUAAAAUGACCAUAAAUUACAAAAUUAGUGCGCAAACAGGAACGAGGAGCUCGUGUUCAUGGACUGUUCAGAAAUCUGACGGUGGAGGGCAAGAAACUCUUCUUGAAUCAUUGAGUGUGGGUCUUAAGGUUCCUGUAUCUCCUCCCUCGCAAUAGCAACAAGAUGGCAUGACCUGGGUGGUGAGGGUCUUUAACAAUGGAUGCUGCCGCCUUGAGGUAUGCUUGUUGAAGGUGUCCUCGAUGGAGGGGUCAACUGUGCCCUCGAGAAAUUUCACCCCUCAGCCUCCAACGUUGCAGUGAGGUCCACCCAGUUUGGCGAAACCACAACGCCUCCAUUCCAGGCAACAUCUUUAAUAAAUGCAGGUGAUCCAAUCCCUCCUUCAAACUCACUCUCUCCAUUCCAGACAGCAUUAUGGUUGAAUCUCUUCUACACACUCUCUGUUGCUACCAUGUCCUUGCUGUAGUGUGGCCAGAACUGUAUGUAACACUCCAGGUACAAUCUAACUAAAGCUUUACCACAUCUAACCAAUGACCAUCUGAUCACUCCAAGUACAGUCUAACCAAUGUUUUAUACAGCUGCACUGUAACGCUCUCUCAUACUCAAUAUGCAAUGAUGGCAAGCUUUCCAAAUGCCUUUUCACAACCCACCUCUGUCACUACCUUCCAGGAGCAUCUUUCACCAUAAGUUCUCCCAGUAUAGCAUCACUCUCAGGACCCCUGCCACAUACCUGUAUAUCCUGAAUAACACAAGAAGUUAUUUUUGUGCUGGAGGAAUUGAGCAGAUCAGGCAGCAUCCAUGGAAAUGAAUAAACAUUCAAUGUUUUAGACCAAGGCCCUUCAUCGGGACUUGAAGGGAAGGGUGAAGAAGCCAGAAUCAGAAGGUGCGGGAAGGGAAGGAGGACAAGCUAGAAGGUGAAAGGUAAAGCCAGGCAGGUGGGAACGGGAGAUGAAGUAAGAAGCUGGGAGGUAGUUGGAAAAGAUAAAAAGGGCUGAGCAAGGAGGAAUCUGACAGGAGAGGAGAGUUAACCAUAGGAGAAAGGGAAGGAGGUGGGGCACUAGGUGGAGAUGAUAGGUGAGAAGGGAAGAGUUUACCAGUAUAUCCUGGAAUUUGAUCUUCCAAAGUGUAUUACAUUUGUUGAGAUUAAAUUCCAUCUGUCAACACUCUGACCAAGUUUUUAGUUGAUCUGUGUUCCUCUGUGUUGUUUGAUAAACAUACUCACUAUCUCUCUCAGACUUCAAUUCUCGUGUCGUCCAGAAACCACCUGAUCAGACCACCUACAUUUUCAUCUAUUUGCAAACAAAGGUGUUGGCACCGAUCCCUGCAAACACCGAUUGUUAAUAGACUUCCAGUCAGAUAAACGCCUGCCUGCCACCACUGCAGCCUCCUAUCUCCAGGCCAGUUUGCAUCCAGCUCACCAACACACAAGCCUUUGGAGCAGAAUUAGGUCAUUCUGCCCAUCGAGUCUGCUCCGCCAUUUCACCAUGGCUGAUUAAUUACCCCGCUCAACCCCAUUUGACUCUUGACACUGACUAUUCAAGAACUAUUGAUUUCUGCUUUAAAUACACCCAGUGACUUGGCCUGCCUAGCUGUCUGUGGCAAUGGAUUCCACAGAUUCACCACCCACUGCCUAGAGAAAUGGUUCCUCAUUGCUGUGCUAAAUAGACAUGAAUCUAUUCUGAGGCUGUGCCCUCCGGUACUGGAGUCCCCCACAAGAGGAAACAUCCUCUCCACAUCCAUUGUAUCUAGGACUUUUAAUGUUCGAUAGGUUUCAAUGAGAUUUCCCACCCCAUUCUUCUGAACCAGUGAAUACAGGCCUGGAGCCAUCAAAUGCUCUUCAGACAUUCACAGAAUCAUUCUCAAGAACUUCCUCUGGACCACAUGUCCAAGAAGGGAUGUACUGGCAUUGGAUAGGGUGCAGAAGAGGUUCACAAAAAUGGUUCUGAGAAUAAAAGGGUAAACAUAUGAGAAGUGCUGCAACAUUCCGCCAAGGGUUUCUGUCCCUCGCCCUGCUGUCUGGCUGUCACAAGACAAUCUGUCCUACCCCCUCCCCCCGGCAAUGACGAUCUCUCCACGUGGAGCCUCCCCCUUCACCCUGGGAUGGGGACUUGCACAGGGCACGGGUUGUUAAGUUGGGUCGUCCCUUGUAGAGCCCGGGACAGUCCCGUGUUCUAUAGGGAUGGAGAGGCUGCAGCCACUGUGUGUGAAGACUUCCUCCACUCCUGAACUCUAGGCAGGUGGAGAGGGGCUCAGAGUUCAGAAGCCCUCCUGGAACUGAGGGUCCAGCCUAAGCCAACUGAGGCCCCUCCGUCAGGGCCCGUCUGCACCCUGGGUCCUUGGAGAGAGUGCAGACUAUGUCCAUGCUCUCUCUGGAAGAGUUGUGGGGCAACUGAAG
Mobula hypostoma (lesser devil ray) is the source of this 8678-nucleotide messenger RNA. RefSeq names its product cap methyltransferase 1 (gene cmtr1). The transcript has 23 exons. Gene Ontology annotation, biological process: 7-methylguanosine mRNA capping. Gene Ontology annotation, molecular function: methyltransferase cap1 activity; protein binding; nucleic acid binding. The record is from RefSeq and is a predicted model, not a curated record. Lineage: Eukaryota; Metazoa; Chordata; Chondrichthyes; Myliobatiformes; Myliobatidae. The coding region runs from base 165 to 2777 and encodes 870 amino acids. Gene Ontology annotation, cellular component: cytoplasm; nucleus.